Aureobasidium pullulans EXF-150 is the source of this 1017-nucleotide messenger RNA. RefSeq lists its product as uncharacterized. The record is from RefSeq and is a predicted model, not a curated record. Gene Ontology annotation, cellular component: lipid droplet. Lineage: Eukaryota; Fungi; Ascomycota; Dothideomycetes; Dothideales; Saccotheciaceae. The coding region runs from base 1 to 1017 and encodes 338 amino acids. Gene Ontology annotation, molecular function: lipase activity. The transcript has 4 exons. Gene Ontology annotation, biological process: lipid storage.
AUGACCGUCGAAGACUCAAUUGACCUUUCGCAUGCUCCCGUUUCGGACUCGCCCACUGAAUCACUUCUAGUCUUUCAAAUCACCGGCAAUCCUGGCCUGAUUGAAUACUACCGCACCUUCUUGACGUUGUGCUUCGACAGUCUCCGUGCAAAGUACCCAGAUCGUCGCAUCAAAGUCGCAGGGACCAGUCUUCGUGGCUUUGGCGUUCAGCAUCAUGAACGACACCAAUCUUUAAGCCACGAUAGCAACCCAGAAGGACCCUAUGACCUGGAACAACAAAUCGAACACAUAGGCCAAAUGCUCGAAAGAGCGAUUGAAAGCCAGACAAGGCCAAAUGCUACAAUAAAGGUAGUAUUGAUAGGUCAUUCUGUUGGCUCCUAUAUCCUGCUCGAGGUCUUGCGGCGGCGAAAGCAGAGUCCCAGCACACAGCAGCUGAGCAAUGAUGCCAAAGUCAUUGGUGGAAUAUGUCUCUUCCCAACCGUCACUCACAUUGCAAAGAGCCCAAGUGGGAAGAAGUUUAGUUUGUUCUUCGCCAUCCCAUACUUUGCUGUCAUUGCAGGACUGGUCGUACGCCUUAUGUUUUCCUGGGUUCCUUUCACACCGCUCCAACGUCUCGUUGGUCUCGUCACAGGUUUUCCUUCGCCGGCCGCGGAAACCACCACUGCUUUCCUCAAGAGCCCAGGAGGUGUCAGACAAGCAUUAUCUCUUGCCGGCCAUGAGAUGCGAACCAUAACAGCAGAUGCCUGGGAUGACGAACUGUGGGGUGUUUCUCAAGCACAAGAUUCGAGCGACAACAAGACGAAGUUGUUCUUCUACUUUGGCACCAAUGACCACUGGGUUGCGGACGAGACCAGAGACGAACUCAUUGCUGCUAGGGCUGCAACAGGCACGCCCGGUGACGAAAAGAAGCCCACUAUGGAAAUCGAUACAUAUGGCACACCACAUGGCUUCUGCAUCAAGCACAAUGACCUGGUCGCAAAGAAGGUGGAGCAAUACAUCGACGAGUUGAUGCGAUAG